Molecule: messenger RNA, 2171 nt
Organism: Drosophila innubila
Lineage: Eukaryota; Metazoa; Arthropoda; Insecta; Diptera; Drosophilidae
Product: probable protein phosphatase DDB_G0282105
Exons: 5
Coding region: 58-1935 (625 amino acids)
Biological process (GO): intraciliary transport
Cellular component (GO): axoneme
Source: RefSeq, a predicted model, not a curated record
AAAUUUUGUACAACUGCGAAAAUACAAAUUAAUUUAGCGCCCGGGUGUGCAAUUUAAAUGGUAAUACCGCGCAAAUCAGCAUCCUCCGUCAGUGAAGCACAUCGGUGGGAUAAUAACAAUAUGUCUUUGCCGGCAAAGAGUUGUGAAAGCCUGUUCUCGGGCAGUUCCCGGGAGUCGGCCAGUCAGAUCUAUCAGCGCAAGCAGCCGGUGCGCGGGGUCAAGAAUGGAGGCAUGCGCCAGCCUUCCCUGGUGCCCAGCAACACCAAUACCAGCGACAUUCAUCAGCGUGUCAUGUCCGCACGCAAUUUGCGCGCCAAGACCUUUCAGAAUCAACUGGCCGAUGCCCAGGCGGAGAUUGCCAAUCUGGCACAUGAGAAUCGCAUGUUGCGCACAAUGCACAAACGCCAAUCGACGGCAUUGAAUAAAUAUGAAAAUACGGGAGCAGAGUUGCCACAACUCUUGCAUUCGCAUGCCGAGGAGCUGCGCGUCUGGCAGACCAAGCAUCGCAAUGUCCAGGCGGCCAACAAGGAGCUGGAGGCAAAGCUCAAGCAAAAGGAGGCACAGAUUCUAACGCUCAGCGAUCAGAAUAGACACUUCAGUCAGCUGAUUAGGGACAAAAAUCUAGAUGAACGCCAGAAGCUGCAGGAUAAGCUGCGUACUUUGGAGCAGCGUCUGCAGGACAAGGAUAAUGAUAUGAAGCUAAUGUCACGCAAGGUUCAAUUGGAGUCCAAGAACUUCCGCCAACAGCUGCUCAAUGAGCAAAAGAAAACCAAGGAGGUGAUGCUUAAGCUGGAGAAAGCCAGGCUAGAGAUCAGUGGCUAUCGCAAGCUGGAGGAGUUCGCUCCGCAACUUGACAAGGCAAAUCCUUUGGCCUCGGCACGACGCACCAAGUUGAAUGCCGUCGAGGAGACGGACAAGAUUGAUAAGCUGGAGAAAUCGCUGGAGGCGCUGGACAAGGCGAUCGAGAAGAACAAUCAAAGUGAAUUCAAUGCUUUAACUGAUGUGCUGGAAACCGAUUCCAAUUUUGACUUUGAAAAGGAUGAUGCUGAUGAGGAGAAAAGCGUUAACCAAACUACAGAUGCUCUCGAUAAGGAUAAGACAAAACGUGGCAAAUUGACACUGCCACCGGCAGCCAUUCCUCCCAAGCCAUUGCCCAAUAGCUCCUCGGUCAAUGCUUCGCGUCUGUCGCUCAGUCAGAUGCUGAAUCAGACCAAGCCCAAGCCGAAUCCACGUCUGCGCAACGGAGCAGCUGCAAAUGGAACCGUAACCGGAAGCGGAGCCGGGAGUUUAUCCAGUAAUUUACGGAGUGGCAGACGGCGAGAUGGAGAAGAUGCGGGCAAGGUGGCAUCAGUCGAGGGAAGGGUAAACAAAUUGCAAACAAUGACAAAAUCCUUGGAAUUUGAUUAUGAUGAUGACUCGGAUCAUGUGGAUGAGGAUGAUGAUGAUGAUGAGGGCUUAAUUAGCAAAAUGUGCCAUGACGAUGAGCCCAGUGAUGACAUCGAUGAGAUGAAUCCCAAUGAAGAUGGACCAGUCAAUUAUGCCGCCUACUUGGACACAAAAUGUGAAUUAUCUGAAAUGCUUGAAAUGGACGAAGAGGAAGAUGAUUUUGAUGAGGAUGACGAGCAGUCACCAAAACUGAUGGACAAUGAGAAGGGGAAUCCCCGUCCAGUGGCCAGCAUGAAGGAGAACAUGUCCAAUAUACGCAAGGUCAUAUCCGAUGACUAUAAGGAACGCGAGAACUUCUUGGACAUCCACUGUCGCCCAGCCUCAGGCAACAACAACAACAGCAACAACAUGCGCGAUGAUCCCGCCAAGAAGAAGCGCAACAACAACAUCUCAACGGGCGGCAUUACGGGGGGUCCCAUGGCCGGAAGUCGCAAGCACGCAUUGCUGGCCGCGCUCAAGGUCAUCGAUGAUAACAAGGAUGAGGAUUAACAGCGACUUUUACACCCACUGUCUACCAGUUUAGUUUAGACCAUAAGCAGCGUUAAGUUAUAUUUUUUAAUUGAUUUCAAAGUAAAAAAAAAACAAUGCUCCGUGUGCCACAGACGAUGCAGGUACAGCAAUUGCUGGACAAUUGCUGCUAAUCAUGGAUGGCGUCCCCAUAACGGCAAAUUCAGUCCAGUAAUUGUUGUAACUGUAACGCCCAGGGCUCGCUGAUUAAAACAAAA